AUGCAAACAGCAGCAAACACCCUUCCCCUCCGUCAUCUGCUGCUGCUGUGCUGCGACCUCGCGCAGCUGCGCUGCUGCUCCCCUUCGUUGGGGUCCGCUGCGCUGCAGCGUCUACUGCAGCAGCUGCAGCAGCAGCAGCAACAGCAGCAGCAGCAGCAGCAGCAGCCGCUGCAGCAGCAGCAGCAGCAGGAGCCGGUAGGUCUCAGUGCACAGGAGGCAGCGUUGGGUGUGCAGCUCGCUGCUGCGCUGCUGCAGCAGAGCGUUCAACAGCAGCAGCGACAACAGCAGCAGCAGCGCCAGCAGCAGCAGCAGCUGCAGCAGCAGCAGCAGCAAGAGCAGCAGCUCUGGCUCUCAUCCAGCUGCAGCAAGAGAAUGCAGCUAUCUAGAGCAGCACAUGAGGGGGUGUUGUCUUCUUCUGUCUCUGCUGCUGCUAAUGAAGGCAAAUGGGGGCCCCCUGCAGCAGCAGCAAGAGGGGAGGGGGCCCCUGCAGCAGCAACAGGGGUAAUGGGGGCCCCUGCUGCUGCUGCUGCAGCAGCAUGGGGGCUGAAGGGCCCUGCAGCAGCAACUCUAAGAAUGGGGGCCCCUACAGCAGCAGCAACUCAGUUGGAGGGACCCCCUGCAGCAGCAGCAGCAGCUCAAGGGGAGGGGGCCCCUGCAGCAGCAGCAGCAGCAGCAGCAGCAGCAGCAGCAGCAGACCUGAUACGUUUGUGUUUGUUGCCCAAGCCUGCGCGCUGCUGGCUAGCCGCGAGGUCAUCAGCAGCUGCAUGCAGCAGCAGCUGCAGCAGCAGCUGA
Molecule: messenger RNA, 792 nt
Organism: Eimeria mitis
Lineage: Eukaryota; Apicomplexa; Conoidasida; Eucoccidiorida; Eimeriidae
Exons: 2
Coding region: 1-792 (263 amino acids)
Source: RefSeq, a predicted model, not a curated record